Molecule: messenger RNA, 1979 nt
Organism: Notothenia coriiceps (black rockcod)
Lineage: Eukaryota; Metazoa; Chordata; Actinopteri; Perciformes; Nototheniidae
Product: beta-galactosidase-1-like protein 2
Exons: 10
Coding region: 70-1098 (342 amino acids)
Biological process (GO): carbohydrate metabolic process
Molecular function (GO): hydrolase activity, hydrolyzing O-glycosyl compounds
Source: RefSeq, a predicted model, not a curated record
UUGAUGUACAUUUAGGUUUUUAAGAAGUUGAUUUGUUGUAAAUGUAACUUGUUGAAAUUCUUGUCAGAUAUGGUUUCCACUAUGAGAGAAAUUCUGAGGCAAGGCAUGUCUGUGAAUCUCUACAUGUUCCACGGAGGCUCCAGUUUUGGCUUCAUGAGCGGAGCACUGGCUGAUCCUUCCUACAAAGCUUUGGUCCCCAGCUACGAUUAUGACGCUCCCUUGUCUGAAGCGGGGGAGUACACUCCAAAAUACCAUCUCCUCAGGGAUCUACUUUCCAGAUACAACAGAGGAGAUAGUUUACCUGACAUGACAGCCCUGCAUUACAGGGAGGCUUAUGAACCAGCCAUCAUGUACCAGCACCUGUCAUUAUGGGAUGCUUUGAGCUUCACUGAGGGACCAUUUAAAUCACCCAAACCUGUGAGCAUGGAGAAUCUACCUGUGAACAAUGGGAACGGACAGUCCUACGGAUACACGCUGUAUGAAACUACAAUCACCAGCGGAGGGUUGUUGAAGUCUGGGGAUAACGUCCGAGACCGAGCGCUAGUGUUCGUAGACAGAAGCUACAUCGGCCUUUUCAAGCGCCAGAACCUGGAGCUUGCAGUUCCUGGUGGUAAGGGACGACGCACCUUAAGUUUGCUGGUGGAGAACUGUGGAAGAGUCCAUCAGGGAAGGGACCUUGACAAACAACAUAAAGGCCUUGUGGGAGACAUUUUAUUAAACAACAUCCCCUUGCGGGAUUUUACGAUUUACAGCCUGGAUAUGAAACCUGGCUUUAUUGAUAGUCUCUAUCAGGCACCUUGGAAAUCCCUCCCUGAAACUCCUAGCUUCCCUGGAUUUUUCAUGGGAAGGCUGUUUGCAUACGGGUAUCCGAGUGACACGUUUGUGAAGCUGCCAGCCUGGGAGAAAGGCGCAGUGUUUAUCAACGGUAUUAAUCUGGGUCGCUACUGGUCGAUUGGCCCCCAGCAGGCUCUCUACCUCCCCGGCCCCUUUAUCAAUAGUGGAAUCAACCAGGUCAUAGUGUUUGAAGAGCAGGAGGGUGACUUUAAGGUCCUCUUUGAGGAUACACCUGAUCUUGGAAUGGCAGCAGAAAUCCAGUGAAUGUUCUUUUUAGAUCAGCUUGAAAUUUGCAGUUCAGAACAAUUUUUUUUUUUUUAAUGUGCACAUAUGUAAAGAUUGGGGUGUUCAAAUGUGAGUAUUGUGUAGCUAUGUACAUAGAAUACUUUUAGUGCAAGUGGUUUUUAACACAGAGAAGAAGUAUAUUCUCUUGCCAACGGCGUCCAAAUUGUUUAAAAGAGUAAUACGUUCUGCUGGGGAUGGAAGUUAUAUUUGAUGUUUAUAGUAAAUAUGUAUGGCUUAACAUUUAUUGCAUUACAAAGACAAAGUUAAUGUGAACAGCUUUAAUAUGAAACACAAGUUGUAUUGCAGCAACAUAAGUAAUUUAUCAUUGAGUGAACAUUGUCUUUGAAUGCCUGACACAUGAAGAACUGACCAGACUCCUAACAGUCCCAUAGUCUAAAUAACAUUUGUACGUUGUGCCAGUGCAAGUCAGUGGGGUAUGAAAUCAUCCUGAAUCCCCCCAUCAGUUGGUCAUUCAUGGUGGGAAUAAUUGUGAUUGUUUAAUGUGGCAAUUUGAAAGGAUGCACGUCCAGUGUUCAGAGUAAUGGCUUCAUAUUCCAUGGACUCGCACAUGCAUAACUGAUGAAUAAUACGUGAAUGUACCAGUUACUAUCGAACAAUAAAUAAUUCUUCUGAGAAUCCUUUUGUUCGAUCAGUGGGCCCUUAACAAGCUGACGAAGAUGGAAAGUAGGGAUAUUACAUCUUCUCUAUAUAUAAGUAGACCUCAGUUUUACAGAAUAUCAUAAAUAAAAUAAUCUUAAGUAAAUGACUAAGAGAAGACUAUUAUACAGUUCACUGAAACGUUUACUUUUUUUUUAUAAAAUGUAUUAUGUCAAAAUAUUUCACAUAACUGUAUUAUGUUA